CGGUUCGUUGAGCGCGCUGUGUAUGUGUGCGUGCAUAUGCACAGGAAAGAAGUAGAAAAAAAACAACAAAACACGGCAAGCGGCAGGCAUCAAAUCCAUACACACAAAAAUCAUUUCUAUUGUACAGUGCCGAAGCUGAAGUUCAUACACCGCCGAGCAGAGCAGCACAACACACAAAAAAGCGACGAGAGAACACAGAAGGAACAACGAAGAGAUAAAAAAAAGAUGUCGAGCAAACGUAAAUCAGACGCUAGAGCAGCUUCAGCUACUAAACGCGGUCGCAAGAAGAAGGUUGAUGAAGAUUUCGAUUCGGACAGUGAUAGCAGCGGUGCGAAUGGUCGUGAUUUGGACGCAGCAAAGAAAGAAAGCGUUGAAGUCCUGAUCGAAAGCACCGAAGACACCAAACUGCCGGAAGAAUUGCUCAAGACAUUCGACCGUGAACCAGGUAAACUUAUGGUCGCCGGUAUGGUUACGUGGGAACUGACAGGUCGACGUGAUCCAAAAGGGAAAGUUACCACGAUCCGUCCCAAUCUGUAUACAUUUCAUCGAUUCACUGACGAAACGUAUCGUUUGAUUGUCAGUGGCUGCAGUUCGGCACACAGUAUUUUAAUUAACAUGGAUCGCAAGGCUCUCAGCUUUGGCCGUAAUCAAUUCGGCCAAUUGGGACAGCCAGAGUUGAAAACGUAUGAGAACCCAACCAUAAUCCCUGAAUUGGAAGGUGUGAACAUAAUUCAGGCGGCUUGCGGUCGUAAUCAUUCGUUAUUCCUUACUGACACCGGUGUUGUGUAUGCUUGCGGUGACAACAAGAGCGGUCAAUGUGGCGUUGGCAACCAUACAACACAAAUCAUCCAGAAACCAACCAGAAUCAACUAUCGUGGUCCUCCAAUCAUCAAAGUCGGAUGCGGCGGUGAAUUCUCCGCCAUUCUCGACAUCAAAGGAAAUUUACACACUUUUGGACUGCCAGAGUACGGUCAACUCGGUCACAACACCGAUGGUAAAUACUUCAUCAAUUCGAACAAAAUGUCAUUCCACUUUGAAACGUCACCCAAACGCAUCGUUCUCUACAUUGAAAAGUCGAAAGACGGUCACGUCACUCCGAUUGAUGGCGUUCAAAUUGUCGACUUUGCAUGCGGCAACAAUCAUACGGUUGCAAUCGACUCGAAGAAACGUGCAUAUAGCUGGGGAUUCGGUGGCUUCGGUCGUUUGGGCCAUGCAGAACAAAAAGACGAAAUGGUACCUCGAAUGAUGAAAUUCUUUGACUCAUCGUCGCGUGGUGUGCGCAGUAUUUUCUGCGGAGCUACCUACAGUUUGGCUAUAAAUGACAUUGGCGUUCUGUACCUGUUCGGGCAGAACAAAAAGACUGGCGAGGCCAACAUGUAUCCGAAACCCGUUCAGGAUUUAUCUGGAUGGCAUAUCACAAGCCUUGGUUGCUCCAACACAUCUGUUGUCAUCUCGGCCGAUGAUACAUUGAUUGCAUGGGGUGCAUCACCAACCUUUGGCGAACUUGGUUUGGGUGAUUUGCAAAAAUCGAGCACAACGCCCAAGGAGGUGAGCAAAAUGGAAGGCAUGAAAAUUCCACAGGUGACAAUGGGUUUGGCACACACUUUGCUGCUGGUGAACACCGAAAAUGAGGCAACCAACGCCAAGUAUCUCAAAAUGCCCGAGUUCACAUUGGACGACUGAUUUGCCACCUGAUUGGUACACAAACACAACAGAACAAAACAAAACAACAAACUAUUUAAACCAAUACUUGUUUUUAUACAGCAGUUAAAAGUAUCCAGUAACAAAACAAAAAGCAAACAAAAUGAAAACUCAAUAGACCUAUAUAUGCAUGUGUUUACAAGGAAAAAAAAAGCAAGCAAAACAGAACAUAAGAUUUAGCAACCGAUCGAAAGUGUAGUCAUAUGUAGUCGUAAUGCAACUUUUCUGUUUGAACAAUAAUGUAACAGCUAAUUCGAGAGGCAAAGGCAGAUUUAUUUAACAGAGAGAUUUUUACUCAAACUGCGAUGGUUCGAGCUAUCCAAGUAAUUUCGUGUGCUAAAUGUACGAUUCGAACAUUUGAAAAUCGUACGCACGUCGUUUCGGGCUAACGCAACAUGCAAUGCAUUGUGCAUUACGUGCAGUACAUUGCGUUGGUUUUCGACGCGCGUACACCAUCCACGCGAUUUGAAUAGUGACACUUUAGCGCACGAAAUAAUGCAGGGUUGAAAAUAUGAUUUUAAUACAAAAUGACACACAGCAAGACAAGAAGUUUUAAAUUUUUUUUGUAUAAUUUCCGUUUAAUUUCAAGAUUUGAAAUGAGACAAGGUUCAAUUUUAUAUUUUAGCUAUAUCAAAUGCAUUUGUAUUAUUUCCUUUUUCUUUCAUCAAGUUAUUGAACGAAACAAUUAUUUUGAUUUUCCUACAAUUUUUUUAUUCUCUACCCAUUCAUUUCGAUAAUAAACACUAUCAUACCAGA
This is a messenger RNA of Sitodiplosis mosellana (orange wheat blossom midge), 2457 nucleotides long. Its product is annotated as protein RCC2. Bases 37 to 1683 code for a protein of 548 amino acids. NCBI's taxonomy places the organism in Eukaryota, Metazoa, Arthropoda, Insecta, Diptera, Cecidomyiidae. The transcript is spliced from 6 exons. The record is from RefSeq and is a predicted model, not a curated record.